Molecule: messenger RNA, 1086 nt
Organism: Heterotrigona itama
Lineage: Eukaryota; Metazoa; Arthropoda; Insecta; Hymenoptera; Apidae
Source: the annotation of a GenBank genome assembly
AUGCGAGACAGUAGAGAAUUUAAAUUCGUAACUCGUCGGAAGAAACGUAUAUCUCGUGUUCGAAAUAUAAGUCGUACAAGUACUUUUUUAACCACGGACGAUGUCGAUGACGAUAGUCCGAACAUUAAUUACGAAACACUGAAUCGAAAGCUACUAGAUGCUGAAGUUGAAGUGAGAAAUUCAUCGUUCGCUGACAAUGUUUUCCAUUAUUUGAAAGAUUCAUUAACCUCUUUAAAUAGCAGUGACAUUUCUGAUAUAUUGUGCUUCGGCUUGGGUCACUUUUCUAAUCAAAGAUCCUCUAAAUAUCAACUAGCAUUACUUUUAUCUUUGAAAAAACAUUAUAACUCUCAAAUCUAUAUAUAUGAUCCAGUUUUUUCUUCUAAAGAAAUCAGGUUUCUGAAACGACUUGAUUUUAAUGUUAUAACAAUUAAUGAAGAAGGCAAACAUGUUAUACGUAAUAAUAUUACAUUGGUGUACAUGCCACAUUGUUCUGUCCACUUAAUUAAUAAUUUCCUUUAUGCAAAUUGGUCUAAAAACUUAAACAAGUGCAUCCUUUUGACAAAUAGUUUUUCAAUUAUUAUGGAUAAUUUAAAAAAACAUAGGCCUAGUCUUAUUGAUUAUAUUAUUCGCAUAGAACCAUAUGUUACAGAAAUUACUUUAAGAAAUGAUUUUAUAUAUGAAGAAGUAUUCAAUGACUUAAGUAUUCAUACAUUUUUUGAACAUGACAUUAACAGAAUUCCUGAAAAUUUUUGGAACAUACGAGAAAAACCUUGCUAUCGGAGCACAAGAAUUGAUUAUUAUACUGCUAAGGAAACUGAAGAAAUAGAUACUAAGAAUUGUAAAUAUAUUUUUUUAAUUAUUAUUGAAUAUAUUGAUAGUAUUUUUAACAUUGCUAACAUUAAAGUAUUGAAAUAUACAUUUAUAUAUCACAUGCAAAGCAAUUUAAAUAGUAAAGUAAUAUCACAUAAUUCUGUCGAAUUGUACAAAUUAAUAUCAUUGUGAUGCAAAUUUGAUAAACAGAUAUUAAUAUCUGUUAGUAAGCAACUUAUUCUGUUUGUUAUAGGUAACAAGCAAGAUGAAACCUAA